GAUAAUCAAUGGUUAAAAUAUCCUAUUAAAAGAAAAGUCUCUCUCCCCCCACCCCCCCAAAAAAAAAUGCAAACCCAAACCCAACCCAUCAAAACCAUUCCUAUAUAUACCCCACCUCUUCUACGCUAAAACCCACAUAUUAAGAGACACCAAUUAAGCCAAAAUAAAGCGGGAGAGAGAAAAAAUGAGGUUUUGGGGUGUGGCGUUGUUCUGUUUCUUGUCUAUCAUAGGAGCCUUGUCUCAAGGCGAUGUCGGUUCGAUCAUCAGUAGAACCCAAUUUGAUCAGAUGUUGAAGCAUCGGAAUGAUGCGGCUUGCCUUGCGAAAGGGUUCUACACUUAUGAUGCUUUCGUAGCUGCAGCCAAGUCAUUUGGAGCUUUUGGAACAACUGGUGCUACAGACAUUCGUAAGAGAGAAAUUGCUGCCUUUAUGGCACAAACAUCCCAUGAAACCACAGGUGGGUGGCCUACAGCACCAGAUGGUCCAUAUGCAUGGGGAUACUGCUUCAAAGAAGAACGAGGCAACCCACCAGACUAUUGUACUCAAAGUCAACAAUGGCCAUGCGUUCCUGGUAAGAAGUACUAUGGUCGAGGCCCCAUUCCAAAUCACACACAACUACAACUAUGGUCCAGCAGGAAGAGCCAUCGGAAUGAAUCUGCUAAACAGCCCCGAAAACUGUUGCAAACGAUCCAGUAGUUUCUUCAAGACAAGUUUUGGUUUUGGAUGACACCCCAAUCGCAAAAACCUUCAUGCCACGACGUCAUCACCGGAACAUGGAGGCCAUCGGCAGCAGAUACAGCAGCCGGUUCGUGUCCCUGGCUAUGGUGUGAUCACCAAUAUCAUCAACGGUGGAAUUGAAUGUGGUAAAGGUCUAACCCACAGGUGGAGGAUCGGAUCGGUUUUUACAAAAGAUACUGUGACAUACUAGGAGUAGGCUAUGGCAACAAUCUGGAUUGCUACAAACCAGAGGCCUUUGCUUAGGCAUUUAAAGGGACCGCUCGAGCCGUCUCCAGAGUUACUUACAGGAAUAAGAUGCUUCAUACAUGCUUGUAAUAUAAUGAAGCAGUAAUAAAUAUGCAUAGUUUGGCUUAACAAAAUAGUAAUUUGGUGCCAAAUAUAUGUCUGUAUCAAGGAAAUGAUGAAUAAAACUUCCCAUAUUUCAGAUAUAUUGAAUCUAAUAGUUAAGUAGUGA
Messenger RNA from Ilex paraguariensis (yerba mate), 1190 nucleotides. The record is from the annotation of a GenBank genome assembly. Lineage: Eukaryota; Viridiplantae; Streptophyta; Magnoliopsida; Aquifoliales; Aquifoliaceae.